CGAGUCUGUGAUAGAGAAAAAAGAGAAGGAAGAAAAAAGAGGAGAAGAAGACAAGUCUUCCUCUCCCACACACUAGACAACACAACACAUCGCUGUCUUGUCUUCUCUUCUCUUCCUACUCUGCUGCUCCUCAUAUAACCCAAAAAGACACACAACCUUCAACAGGCAGCUCUCAAUCCUCCCUUUCCAGUUUCACGUUACCCAACCCGGCUAUUUUCGGUGAAAAAUGUACUCUAUGCGGGGUCUGGGUCUCGACGGCGGCGACUAUAACCUCCACCACCACCACCACCAUCACAGCCACCCGGGAGCUAUGUCCUUGGACGGCACCAACCUCCCCGGAGAUGCCUGUCUUGUUCUCACCGCCGACCCCAAGCCUCGCCUCCGUUGGACUGCCGAGCUCCACGAGCGCUUCGUCGACGCCGUCACCCAGCUCGGCGGACCCGAAAAAGCAACACCGAAGUCAAUAAUGAGGACAAUGGGGGUAAAAGGUCUGACCCUAUAUCAUUUGAAGUCACACCUUCAGAAAUACCGUCUCGGGAAGCAAUCAUUGAAGGAGGCAACUGACAACUCUAAAGAUGCAAUAUGUGCAGCCGAGAGUCGUGAAACCAGUUCUCCUACAUCAGGCUCGUCUAGAAUGAUUUCCCAAGAACUAAACGAUGGGUACCAGGUUACUGAGGCUUUGCGAGCACAGAUGGAGGUUCAACGAAAAUUGCAUGAACAGUUAGAGGUACAGCGCCGUCUCCAGCUUCGUAUAGAAGCUCAAAGCAAAUAUUUGCAAUCAAUACUUGAUAAAGCUUGCAAGUCACUCAACAACCAAGCAGCUGUUGUUACUAGCUCAGAGGGCUUAGAAGCUGCUCGCGAAGAGCUAUCAGAGCUGUCAAUAAAGGUAUGCACCGAUUCUCAUGCAAUCUUUUCGGUCCCUUCAUUACCAGACAUGAGUUCACUAGCCGCAAUGACGAAGCGACCGCGAGCUUAUGUGAAUGAUAGCAAUGUGACGGAGGCGGAGUGGACACUGGCUAAUGCUGGGUAAAAAGAAUAAUAUUAGGGUAUGUUGUCCUCUUGUUGUAGUAGUAGUAACCAAAAGUGUAUCAUUUUAUUAACAAGUUCUUACAGAUGUCUCUGCACUCCAAAACAUGCUGACAUGUUGUAAGUUUUAAGCUGCUGAAUCAUUAUAUGUAUAUUCUCUUAUGUGCGGUGUUGUGUCUUUUCUUCUUCAUUUUUCGCUAAUUAUGUGAACGUUGAUGAUCAUUUAUUUAAGCUUACUAUAAUUUAUACACGGAGGAAGCUUUAGCAA
Cuscuta epithymum is the source of this 1294-nucleotide messenger RNA. The record is from the annotation of a GenBank genome assembly. NCBI's taxonomy places the organism in Eukaryota, Viridiplantae, Streptophyta, Magnoliopsida, Solanales, Convolvulaceae.